AACUCCAAGUAGACAUCAGGACUAUUCAGAAAAAUCUUCAGGAAGGUCAAGAACAAAUGUCUACAACAUGUAAUCACUGCAACUCACAAGUCGAUAAUCUGACAAAACAGGUCAUGGAGUUGCAGACAAAAACUGAGGAAACUUCAGCACACAACUUGAAACCUGCUGCACGGAAAGAUACUGGAGUUCAACACACAAACACUACCACAUCCACCACUCAUCCAUCAUCUCGUGACACUACAGGUGAUGUCUUAUUACCACUUAUGCCUGUUGGAAAAAGUGACCAUUUAAAGUUAACUUUCCCUACCUAUGGAAGACCAUGUGAUGAUACAGACCCAUUGUUGUACCUAGCCAGAUGCCAGGACUUUUUAGCUUUACAUCCCCUUACUGAAGGUGAUCUAUUAGCCACUUUUAGAAAUGUACUGUAUGGCACAGCACGUGAUUGGUGGGAGGUUGCUCGUACUGAGAUUAAAACCUGGAAUGAGUUUCAGACUGUUUUUCUUUCAGCCUUUCUCUCUGAGGACUACGAAGAUGAACUAGCUGAAAGAGUUCGUACUAGAUCUCAAGGAGAACGAGAAAAUGUCAGAGAUUUCGCUUUCACAUACCGAGCUCUCUGCAAGAGAUGGAAACCAUCUCUUUCGGAACAUGAAAUUGUCAAAAUGAUUUUGAAGAGUUUAAAGCCUUACCUCGCUAGCCAACUACGGGGACGUGUUUCUACGGUGGAUGAACUCAUAAAGUUGGGUCAACAACUAGAAAGGGAUCACGAACAUCAGAUACAGUAUGAGAAAGGUAUGGGACGAAAAUAUUCAUCAGAUGCAACCCAGAAAUUAAGUACCAACCAAACUCCAGAAAAGCAUCCAGUACAAUGUUGGAGAUGUAAAGGACAGCAUUCUCCAGGACAGUGUCCACAAUAUGCUUUUUCAUCAUCCCACCAAACAGGAAAACCACCACAUCAAGUUAACCAACCAAGGUCAUACCCCUCCCGUAAGCCAGCAGGAGGUCAAGCAACCAAUAAUUCUGUUUCAGCUGCAAAGAUAAACAAGGGUGAGCGAAAAGGCAAGAAACCUCAACAACCAUCAUCUAAAACAGUGUUUUUUCCCAAUGCUGUUAUUCCCCAACAGUUGGUUAUCCCUAUUAAUAUCGCAAGUUGGUCUGGAAAGGCAAUUCUUGAUACGGGAGCAACAUAUACGAUGAUACAUGAAAGUCUGUGGAAAAAAUUAGCAAUGCCAGAUGAACUUAAGCCUUGGACUCUUGGACCGUUGUACUUAGCAAAUGGACAGGGAGAAAUACCACUAGGAUGGUUACCACUACAACUUAUGCUUCAUGGGAAAACUUGUACUUUACCUGUUGUAGUUUUGUCUCCUCAAGCGCUUGCUUAUACUGUGGUAGCAGGACUUGAUUUCAUAUUUUUCACUGGUCUGCAAAUAAAUGUCACAGACAGAAAGUAUUCAUUUAAAUCCACACCAAUGGAAGAAUACCCAUUUCAGCCAGGUUGGGCAAGUGUACCUGAUGAUUUUCACAGAGUGCGUGCAUUAUCCUGCAAACCACCUGAACAAUCUGAAAUUACUCCCAACCAAAGCUUCACAUUACUCAGUUCUGUUCCUCCACCAAUGCCUACAUUGAGAUCCAAAGCUGAAGAAUGUUGCAAAAAAGCUCAAAAACGACAGUUAAGGAGUUACAACAAAAACAGACGUGACGCUACCUUCAAAGAGAAGGACAGAGUAUGGUUAAGGAAUUUUCCACAAUCAAGUGCACAACGGCAUUUUAGUGCAAAACUAGCCCCAAAGUGGAAAGGUCCGUACAGAGUGUUGAAACAGUUGGGUCCACUGAAUUAUCAGAUUACACUGGAAACAACUGGAGAAGAUGUCCGAACUGUGCAUGUUUGUAAUUUGAAGCCAUGCUAUCCAAAUGCUGAAGAACUCGAAAACCUGGAAAAAGAAAAACUCAGAGUUAUUCGAGGAAACUUCCAAUGAAGAAGAAUUCUUGGGUUAACCUUGCAUAAAAUUGUAAAAUGUCUCUUACCGUCAACCAUGGGUCGUUUUUCCCAGCGGGGGGGAGUGUGACGGAGUGAGAAAACCCCUCCCUCUUUCCGGUUGAACUUGAGACGGAAGUAUAUAAAACGUGAGUCAUAGCGUGAAGUGUGGGGUGAAAAAUGGCUAGACAAGCUACACACACUGGAAAACGGUGAGGGGCUAAGAGUGUACUGCGUGUUAGUGUGAGUUACAAAGAGCACUGUGAGUGAAGAGAUCAGUUUAUUGUGAGUCUGGAGCGAUAUCGACCACAUGCUGUGACGGACGUUAUUGUUGUGAACUCAACGCAAGUAUCACUAACUUUCACGCAAGCAGUGAGUUAAACUAAAUGUAUGUAAAACAACGGUGAAGUGUAACCGUGUCUUUGGAGUGCGCGAACGACGAACUCUGUGCAAAGAUUGAAGAGGAGUGUGUGCGUUUUAUGAGACUGUGCUUACAAACGUGAUUGUGAAACUCGACACCUGUGUGACCCGGAGUGAAUGAGAAAUGGAGAAACGCGUUACCUCAUAACAUCCAAGUGGCCGAAAGACUGCAUCUGCUCAAGCUAAACCAUGGCAAAGUGAGUUGUCUGAUGUUGCGGGGGCGGGAAGAACUCCUAAACAAACCCGAAGAUUGUCUCUCCCUGGUCAGCGGUAUCGUACACGCACGCACAUACAAACACACGCACCCAUUCACAAAAGCACCUCACGUGUCGCUCUUACGAGAGUCACGUUUAAAGUCCCGCUAAAAGAGUUUUCUUUUGUAAGUGUUUAUAAUGUGAUGUGGUUAGUGUGAGUUUUGAAACUCUCUCUCUCUUUUUGCAUGAACAUUUGAAUGUUUUGAGGUUCGAAUCUGUAGCUGUGUUUAUCUGUCAGAUUCUAUCAAGACUGUGGUGUUUCUUAUUUUCCUAAAGUAUAAUGUAUCCAUGGGGGAAAUUUUGGUUGCCUUGUGCAUUUACUUUAUUGAGAGUCCAUUAACCAUGGGGACACUGUUUUUUUUUCUCUUGGAGUGAUUAUGAAAUGUGAUGUAUUACCUGUGAAUUUGAUUGAGGGUAUGAAGUGAAAAAGUGUCUGUAUGAACUAAUGUGAGAUUCCUAUGUGUAAAAUGUGUCUUAUGAACAAAUGUGAGAUUAUUAUGAUUUGUUUAUGAAUAAUUGGAAAACUCAUAUAUAUAUAUAUAAAGUGAAUAAGUGAA
Messenger RNA from Misgurnus anguillicaudatus (oriental weatherfish), 3203 nucleotides. The record is from RefSeq and is a predicted model, not a curated record. NCBI's taxonomy places the organism in Eukaryota, Metazoa, Chordata, Actinopteri, Cypriniformes, Cobitidae.